AGAUGUUUACAGGUGAAGGCCGCGGUGAGGGGCUGCAGUGCGCCGGGGGGCCGCAGGGGGAGCUGUUGGCCGGUAUGAGAGCCAGAGCGCAGAGCUCCAGCCGCACUCAGCCCGGACCCACAGCGCCGCCCGCCCGCUGACUCUGCGCAGCUUCACCGCUGAUUCCAGGAGGACGCCGACACGAUGCCGACAAUUAAGCUGCAGAGCUCCGAUGGGGAGAUGUUUGAGGUGGACGUUGAAAUUGCAAAGCAGUCUGUGACCAUAAAGACCAUGCUAGAAGAUUUGGGGAUGGAUGAUGAAGGUGAUGAUGAUCCUGUCCCUCUUCCCAAUGUGAACGCUGCUAUUCUCAAGAAGGUGAUUCAGUGGUGCACUCAUCACAAAGAUGACCCUCCUCCCCCUGAAGAUGACGAGAAUAAAGAGAAGAGGACGGAUGAUAUCCCGGUUUGGGACCAGGAGUUUCUGAAAGUGGAUCAGGGGACUCUGUUCGAGCUGAUCCUGGCUGCAAAUUAUUUGGACAUCAAAGGCUUACUAGAUGUCACCUGCAAGACAGUCGCAAAUAUGAUCAAAGGCAAAACCCCAGAGGAAAUCAGAAAGACGUUCAAUAUCAAAAAUGACUUCACAGAGGAAGAGGAAGCUCAGGUACGCAAGGAGAACCAGUGGUGUGAAGAGAAAUAAGGAAUGUGACACUAACACACUGUACGGAUUUUUCCAAAAACAGAUUUACUGGUUGCACUGCACUGUUCAUAUUGUUGAUAUUGACCUGUAGACCAAUAGGAUGAGACCCCUCGUGUAUUCAUAGCAUGAUCUUCAUUGCUUGUGUGGUGCAAAAAAAUCUAUAAUUUAAAGUUUUUUUUCCCUGUUUUUAUUCCUCUUUAUAUAUUCAGCAGAAAUAAAUAGUCUUCACCUCCUUCCUGUAGAAGUCACUCUUUUUUUAUUAUUUUUCAAAUUAGAUGUUUCUUUAUGAAGCAACCAAGUAGAUUUUUUUUUGUUUUUGACUAAUUGAAAUGGUUAAAGCUUGAUUGUAAUUUUUAUAAACGCAGCUCGUGUGUACUUCCUUAAGUCGUGCUGAAGAAGAGCGAAUAGAAUCGAGGAGAUCUGGAGGAUCUGGGAGGUGGAAGUUUCCUGUGUGGAAGUUCUUGUUUAAGAAGUAAAAUGUGUUUUUCUUGCGGACGUUUACUUUGCCUGCUGUCAUUGUAAAGGAUUGGACACAUUUUUUUUAGUUCUGCUCUUACAAUGAAGCUUAGGAAUAUUAAUCUUUAAAUUCCGAAAAUAAAACCAACAAAACGUUA
Molecule: messenger RNA, 1289 nt
Organism: Astyanax mexicanus (Mexican tetra)
Lineage: Eukaryota; Metazoa; Chordata; Actinopteri; Characiformes; Acestrorhamphidae
Gene: skp1
Product: S-phase kinase-associated protein 1
Exons: 6
Coding region: 184-675 (163 amino acids)
Biological process (GO): SCF-dependent proteasomal ubiquitin-dependent protein catabolic process
Cellular component (GO): nucleus; cytoplasm
Molecular function (GO): cullin family protein binding
Source: RefSeq, a predicted model, not a curated record